AUGCUUCCCUAUGCUUUACCAGACCUCUCUGUGCUUUACAAUGCUUCCCUAUGCUUUCACUGUGCUUUAUUACCCUCCUCCCCUCCUCCUCAGAUAUCAACGAGUGUGAGACGAUCCCGGGAGCCUGUAAGGGGGAGAUGAAGUGCUUCAAUCACUACGGGGGCUACCUGUGCCUGCCUCGGGAUCGACUCCCCCAGCCCCCCCCAGACCCCCCGCAGGGCCCCGAGGGAGAGCUCUACAACCCCUGUCCGCAGGGCUACGAACCCAGCCAGAGAGACACCUGCCUGGACAUCGAUGAGUGCGAGCGAGAUUUGCACGACUGCCAGCCGAGCCAGCAGUGCACGAACACCCCCGGAUCGUUCACCUGUACCUGCCCGGACGGCUACCGCAAGAUCGGCUCCGAGUGCAUCGAUAUUGACGAGUGUCGUUAUAGAUACUGUCAGCACAGCUGUGUGAACUCCCCCGGUUCCUUCGCCUGUCAGUGUGAACCCGGGUUCCAGUUAGCCGGCAACAACCGAUCCUGUGUCGACGUUAAUGAGUGUGACAUGGGCGCCCCCUGCCAGCAGCGCUGUUAUAACACCUAUGGGACCUUCAUCUGUCGCUGUGACCAGGGCUACGAGCUGGGGCAGGAUGGCUUUGCCUGCAAUGAUAUCGAUGAGUGCAGCUACUCGAGCUACCUGUGCCAGUAUCAGUGUCAGAACGUGCCAGGACGUUUCUCCUGCGUCUGCCCGGAAGGUUACCAGCUGCUGGGCACACGGCUGUGCCAAGAUAUCAAUGAGUGUGAGACAGGAACGCACCAAUGCACUGACUCUCAGACCUGCGUCAACAUCCACGGGGCGUACCAGUGUGUGGAGAACGACCGCUGCCAGGAGCCCUACGUCAAGGUCGCUGACAACCGCUGCGUGUGUCCCGUCACCAAGCCAGCCUGUCGGGAGCUUCCCUUCUCCAUCGUUCAUCGAUACAUGAGCAUCACCUCGGACCGGACCGUCCCGUCCGAUAUCUUCCAGAUUCAGGCCACCAGCGUGUAUCCCGGAGCCUACAACACCUUCCGAAUCCGGUCUGGAGAUGAGGAGGGGGAGUUCUACAUCCGGCAAAUUAACAACAUCAGCGCCAUGCUGGUUCUGUCCCGGCCCGUGACUGGACCCAAAGAGUAUGUUCUGGACCUGGAGAUGGUGUCGGUCAAUCCCUUGAUGAGCUACCAGACCAGCUCUGCCCUGCGGCUCUCAGUUUACGUGGGACAGCACUCUUUCUAAACUCCCCUCUCUGCGCCAAGGAACUAGGGAGGGGUGGGAGGGGGCAAACUUCAUAGAGCAAAUCCGCAUCUACACAGAGAGAGAGGGGGGGUCCGGACAAUAAAUUAGGAACACCUGCCAUAGCACUGUCAGCCGGUGGGGUGUAGGUGGCGAGGCUGCAAAGUGGUUAUAAUUGUUCCUGGUCAAACGUCCGGGCGUUUGGAAUACAAAACUGAUAUCGCCAUCUUUCGAGUUCUGUAAUAAUAUAUGCAAGCUGUAUCUCCCAAGUGUCAAGAUCAAUAAAUAUAGGAAGCUAAGUCAAGCAGACAGAAGUAGGGUAGUGUCGUCUUCCACGUAAGCAGACACCUGUCUUUAUUUCAGUAAGCGCCAUCUAAUGGACAGUUAGUGUAUUGCAAGCAAUAAAAAAGGAAAGUUGGUUCCGAAAUGUACAUUGAAGUUGACUUAGUUUCUUGUAGUUUUAGAAAUGCUCAGAGAAAACGUGAUAAGUUUUAAUGACAAGUGUGUCGACUAGAAGUCUUUCUCAGCGUCUUAAAUUCCGUUAAAAGCGAGUUUUGAAAAUCAAAAGCCACACCAAUCAAAAACAGAUUUUUUUUUUUUUUGCGUUUUUUAGUAUUAACUUAUUACAGACCAUCUUUAGUUUAAAAAAAAUAAAUUAAAGAAAGAAAAAGAGAAAAAAAAGCUGGCUGUAUUUAUUUUAACAAUUA
Molecule: messenger RNA, 1957 nt
Organism: Acipenser ruthenus (sterlet)
Lineage: Eukaryota; Metazoa; Chordata; Actinopteri; Acipenseriformes; Acipenseridae
Product: EGF-containing fibulin-like extracellular matrix protein 2
Molecular function (GO): calcium ion binding
Source: RefSeq, a predicted model, not a curated record